UUGUCCCACAGUUUAGUUCAAUAAGUUUUAAGUGCCUAACAUCAUUCUUGGUGAAUAAUGCUGGACCACUCUGAGAAUUUGUGGCUGAGAGCUGGACCCUCGUCAUCAGCACGCACUUUGUCACUGAGACAGGGUAACCCAUGGUUACUGAGCUCAGAUCAGUUAAGGGGCAGAGAGCCUCCCCUCCUCACUGCUCUAUAAAAGAGACCCAGCAAAGGGACCCUACCAGCUUCUAGCUCUCAGCCUGGGCGUAGUUUUGGGAAGCAAAUCCUGAGACCUCCAGAGCCCAGCCGACCAGCUGCAGAGGCAAGACCGGCAUGUCGCCUUCCUUCAAACUUCAGUGUCACUUCAUUCUCAUCUUGAUGGCUCUAAGAGGGGAGAGCCGGUACCUAGAGCUGCGGGAAGCUGCGGACCACGACCCUCUCCGGUUCCUGGGCGCCAACCUGAAGCGGGAGCUGGCGGGGGAGCCGCUGUACCGCCGCGCGCUGCGGUGCCUGGACAUGCUGAGCCUCCCGGGCCAGUUCACCUUCACCGCCGACCGGCCGCAGCUGCACUGCGCCGCCUUCCUCAUCGGCGAGCCCGAAGAGUUCGUCACCAUCCACUACGACCUGGUCUCCAUCGACUGCCAGGGCGGCGACUUCCUGAAGGUAUUUGAUGGUUGGAUUCUCAAGGGGGAGAAGUUCCCCAGUUCCCAGGAUCAUCCUCUCCCCACAACUGAGCGGUACAUAGAUUUCUGUGACAGUGGUCUUAGCCGAAGGAGCAUCAGAUCCUCCCAGAAUGUGGCCAUGAUCUUCUUCCGGGUUCGUCAACCAGGAAACGGAUUUACAGUAACCAUAAAGACAGAUCCCAACCUCUUUCCCUGCAAUGUCAUUUCCCAGACCCCAAAUGGAAGGUUUACCCUGGUAGUCCCGCACCUGCAUCGAAACUGCAGCUUCUCCAUAAUUUAUCCUGUGGUGAUCAAAAUAUCUGAUCUCACCCUGGGACACUUACAUGGUUUGCAGUCAAAGAACCCCUCAGCAGGUUGUGGGGGAAUAGGAGACUUUGUGGAGCUGUUGGGAGGAACUGGACUGGACCCUUCCAAGAUGAUGCCUUUGGCUGACCUCUGCUAUUCCUUUCACGGCCCUGCCCAGAUGAAAAUUGGCUGUGACAACACGGUGGUGCGCAUGGUCUCUAGCGGAAAGCACGUAAAUCGUGUGACUUUUGAGUACCGCCAGCUGGAACCAUACGAACUGGAAAACCCAAAUGGAAACAGUAUCCAAGAAAUCUGUUUGUCUACUCUUUGAAUAACCAACCCCAUGAUGUACAUGCUGCUAGCUAAGUGAGUUUUUAAUGGCUGUUAUAUAUGAUUUUGAUGACCAGCAAGGUAAGAGCCUUUCGAAUCAGUCAGUAUUCCCAGGCUUGGACACACAUUACACAUACACACACACACAUAUGUAGACACACACGUGGGCGUGCAAGCGUGCAUUUAUUUUUGUACCUUGCUUCUUUUUCAUUUGUAAUGUAUAGACGACCACGUGGCAGCAGAUAAACCCUCCUUUGCCUUUGGUAGGAAAACAGUUUUCUAUAAUUCUUUGGUAUGCUACAAACCUGCCCUGAUAAGGCAAGUGCAGAGCAAUGGGCACUAAAAAAUUGUAUCUCAAGGGAAAAUACGACAAAGAAAUUAAAAUGGCGGUGUUCAGAUUCGUCUUAGAACAGAAAGCAAUUAAAUGUCUGUAUACCAAAGUAGUUGUAUCUGUGUAUUUUCUGUAUAUUAUUCUGUUUACAAUAGAUAGUAGUCGUAGCUGUUGUUUAUUGAUUUGUAAUGUCUUGUUGCUAACAAAACUCUGGAGCAUGGAAAAAAAUUUUCCAUCCACAAAUACAAACAUGAAUAAAUAAAUACAUCAGAAUGUUGGCGCCUUGA
Herpailurus yagouaroundi (jaguarundi) is the source of this 1900-nucleotide messenger RNA. RefSeq names its product corticotropin releasing hormone binding protein (gene CRHBP). Gene Ontology annotation, biological process: negative regulation of corticotropin-releasing hormone receptor activity; negative regulation of corticotropin secretion; hormone-mediated signaling pathway. The transcript is spliced from 7 exons. The coding region runs from base 318 to 1283 and encodes 321 amino acids. The record is from RefSeq and is a predicted model, not a curated record. Gene Ontology annotation, molecular function: corticotropin-releasing hormone binding. NCBI's taxonomy places the organism in Eukaryota, Metazoa, Chordata, Mammalia, Carnivora, Felidae.